AUGGCUUGUUUGGCUACAGGCGCAAUGAUUAUGCUCAGUUUCAUGUCGGCCGGCGUUGGUGUCUGCUUUGGUGCUGUGUAUAAGGUGGGCGACUCUAACGGGUGGACUAACGAAAGCAACGUUGAUUACAAGGUUUGGUCUUCUAAUUCGACCUUCUUCGUCGGCGAUACUUUUUUUUUCCAGUAUGAUUACAAAUCCAACGACGUAAUGGAAGUGAGCCGCGAGGAUUUCGAGUCAUGCAACGUAAGAAGUCCACUCAACUUAUACACUAGCGGCAGGGACUCCAUCACCAUGUGGAAGCCUGGCCAUUAUUACUACCUUUGCUCCUUUCCGGGUCACUGCCAAGCCGGCCAGAAGGUCGACAUCAGGGUCCUGAUCAUCCAACCUAGUCCAAGCCCGACUCCUUCUCCAAGCCCAAGUCCAUCAAAUCCACGUACCUCAUCAACUCCAAGUCCAAGUCCAAGUCCAAGUUCCUCACUACCAUCUCCACCAAGUUAUCAGCCAACCCAUCCACCUAGCCUAAGUCCCACUACUACCAUUCCAGCCACUCCGGAUGCUCAACCACCAGUACAUUUCUCUCUGCCCGGAGCAGAGGCGCCUGCACCAUCAAAGAACACUGCCCCGACAUCGUUGCUACCAUCCAAGGUCUUGCUUGGUCUUCACCUUAUGAUGGCUUUGGGUUUUCUUGCAUAUUAUUAA
Juglans microcarpa x Juglans regia is the source of this 699-nucleotide messenger RNA. RefSeq names its product uclacyanin-3-like. Gene Ontology annotation, cellular component: plasma membrane. Bases 1 to 699 code for a protein of 232 amino acids. Gene Ontology annotation, molecular function: electron transfer activity. The transcript has 2 exons. The record is from RefSeq and is a predicted model, not a curated record. NCBI's taxonomy places the organism in Eukaryota, Viridiplantae, Streptophyta, Magnoliopsida, Fagales, Juglandaceae.